AUGGUGGGGCCAUUCUCGCUGCAGAUCGGCGGGCCUCCGCGAAAAUCCGUUCAACGGAAGACGGCCGAACCUGGCUCCGUAGCCUCUGCAUCGCCCGAUUUGCCUUCAAGUGCUAAUUUUGCAACAGAGCUCGACAAAUUUACAACGCAGGGUGCUAUACCUUCACAGCAUCUAGCCAUGGCUCUGGUGGCGUACAGAAAUUUAAUGCGCGCCGCGCGCAUCGCCUUUGAAGGUGACGCCCCGAUCCUGGCUGCCGCUCAACAACAAAUUCGCGACGUGUUCCGACAAAGAUCGUCUCUCGACUCAUCCGAUCCUUCUACUCGAGAAGAUAUUCAGCGUGCGCAGGAAAUCGCUGACUUUUUGAAAGCGAACGUUGUACAGGGAAAGCGCAUGGAGGGAGGCGACAACAUGUAUCGGCUUCGAAUCCAUGAACACACGGAAAGAGGCGACAACGAUAGUAUAAAGACUGCUGGAAGUGGCGUGGUUGGUGGUGGGUGCUGCGGGGAGUCGAGGAAAAUAGGCAGACUUGGCAAGAACAAGAGGAAGCACAAGCGUGUAUGA
Molecule: messenger RNA, 561 nt
Organism: Metarhizium album ARSEF 1941
Lineage: Eukaryota; Fungi; Ascomycota; Sordariomycetes; Hypocreales; Clavicipitaceae
Product: mitochondrial complex I protein Fmp36
Exons: 3
Coding region: 1-561 (186 amino acids)
Biological process (GO): mitochondrial respiratory chain complex III assembly
Source: RefSeq, a predicted model, not a curated record